Eubalaena glacialis (North Atlantic right whale) is the source of this 747-nucleotide messenger RNA. RefSeq names its product BPI fold containing family A member 3 (gene BPIFA3). NCBI's taxonomy places the organism in Eukaryota, Metazoa, Chordata, Mammalia, Artiodactyla, Balaenidae. Gene Ontology annotation, molecular function: lipid binding. The record is from RefSeq and is a predicted model, not a curated record.
AUGCAUUCACUCUGGAGGCUCCUGGUCCUCCUCAGCUCGCUGGCCUUGCCCUUGGCACUACAUAAGCAGCACUGGCCUGGCCUGGCCAAGACCCACACAGACAGCAAAUCGGGUCUGGCGAGAAUUAUUGCCCAGGGCCUCAUGAAGCACAAUACAGAGCGCCAAAUCCAGAACAUCCGCUUCCUGGACAGUCUGAAUGCCUCCAGGCAGAUGGCUUCGGGGAUGGUGGACUGGCUAAUUGGCAGCAUGAGCCUUCAGCAGCAUCAAGAAGGCAGCGCCAACAUCACCAACAUUCAGCUGGACUAUGGCGGGAUCCGGAUGUCUUUCCAUAAUGAGUGGUUCUCGGCAAACAUCUCACUUGAAUUUGACAUUGACUCGAGACUACCCUUCAAUAACCAGAUCAUAAAGACACACGCACACAUGAACCUCGCUGUGGAGUUCUGGCUGGAGAAAGAUGAGUUUGGCCGGAGGGAUCUGGUGAUACGCAACUGCCGCGUGGAGCCCAGCAGCGUCCGCAUGACUGUCCUCACUGAAGAUAUCCCACCAAAGAUGAAACAUUUUUUCCACAACCUCAGAGACAACCUGGAAAAAGUUAUCCCACACCUGAUAGAAAGUCAGGAAUGUCCUCUGAUUGAUGAAAUCCUCAGGCAGCUGGAUGUGAAACUGUUGAAAAGCCUCAUGGAGCAGGCUAUUGCUCAUGAACUCAACCAACAUGAGUCCAGCCAGCCUUCCACGAGCCAGACUUGA